GAUAGAUACCAAGAGAGAUCGAGUGGAGGCAAGUCCUCCCCCCCCCCCCCCAAACCUCCAAAAGCCACAUUAAGGCUCGCUUCAAACUUCUACCUGCCUCUUUCAUUAAUCCCGAUCUACGUAUUUCGGUUGGGAUAAACUCAGAUUACGGAAAGCGAAGAGGAUUAUAUCAUAAAAGCGAAGAGUGUAUUGCAGCUAUGGUGAUUCUGAGGUUGGACACGUGUGUGGAGCUACUGAAGCUGGCCAUAGAGUUCGUCAUCGUCGUAGCAGAAGCAGUCGAGAUAGCUCUUCAGCAGAACUUCCCUCCAAAUCUUACAAGUACUUCAGCUUAUACCAGCACUCAUCUUCCUUUUGUUGGCUUUCUCCCUUGAGAUUCUUUGUAUAGAUUAGCUAGCGCUCAUGAGUUUUAUAUCUGCAAAAUUGUACAGUCCAGCUAAUCUCUAAUGUAAAGCUUCAGGUUCGUUUAAAUUCUACUCACUUGCUUAUUCCUUUGGGGGCCAGAAGAGAUUUGUAUUAUGAGCUCUACUGGCACCGUUGAUGCUUGGUAAACAGAGAGCCGAUAGCCAAUUCGCAAAGAUCGAUGGUUUUGAAUUUCCCCAUUAUUAUAAUAAAAAGAAAAUGGGUACUUUUUUUUGAAUAAA
Rosa chinensis is the source of this 641-nucleotide messenger RNA. RefSeq lists its product as uncharacterized. The record is from RefSeq and is a predicted model, not a curated record. Lineage: Eukaryota; Viridiplantae; Streptophyta; Magnoliopsida; Rosales; Rosaceae. Bases 198 to 371 code for a protein of 57 amino acids. The transcript is spliced from 2 exons.